GCCAUUUUCAAGUUCCCAUCAGUAGAAGAAGGUGCUAAAUUUCAGAAAUGAGCUUGCUUUUAAGAUUAAAGCAUCAUUUACCUAAUGGGUUGUGCAAAAAAUCCCAUCUUGUAGUUCUUAAUGCUUUCAGCCAUAAUGGGGCAAUCGAGAAAUUUUGGUCAGCCUGCAAGGAAAGUGGAAGAGGAUGAGGAAGAAGUGGAGAUUGAUCCAAGGAGGCUUCCAGCUGAUUAUGAUCCAGCGAAUUUUGAUCCAACUGAACAUCGGGGUCCUCCGACGGAGCGUGUUUGGAGGCUGGUAGAUGAAAUAUCAGGGCUUACAUUGGCUGAAAUUGCGGAACUGGGUUCUAUAAUAAUGAAGAGACGGGGGAUGACGGAGCCGCCGGCGGUCGGGGUUAUGAAAGCUGGUACUGCUGGAUUUGCUGGAAUGGCAACAAAGGCAUCAGCUGCGUCUGCCAUGGAGGAGCAGAAACCGGAGAAGACUGUUUUUGAAUUGAAAUUGGAAUCAUAUGAAGCGGCUACAAAGAUCAAGAUAAUCAAGGAAGUUAGAUCUUUUACUGAUUUGGGUCUUAAGGAAGCUAAGGAUUUGGUGGAGAAGACCCAUUCAGUGUUGAAAAAGGGAGCCUCCAAGGAAGAAGGAGAGCAGAUAAUUGAGAAGAUGAAAGCUCUUGGAGCAAAGGUUGUAUUGGAAUAAAUGAUGGAGUCAUCAGAUUACUACUGCAGCAGUUUGAUGAUGUUAAGGUCAUGCACAUUUUGCAGGACCAACAAGAGUUUACCCAAGUCGGCACCUAUUAACUAUUUGGGAGCUUGAUAUUCUUUCUUAUUGCAGUGAUAAUCUUUCUUAUCGGCCAAUUCAAAGACAGUCAUUCAGCCCAAGGGAAGCUAAUGGUCCUUGUACAUCUUUUGAUCAAACAUGCGGUCUUAAUGGAACCGGAUUCUGUUCUUGUUGAUGUUCCCACUUAUGCAGCUGCUGCAGUAGCCCAUGAUGGGGGAGCUUUGGGGCGGUAUGGAACCCAGAUUAACUUCUUU
This is a messenger RNA of Rubroshorea leprosula, 1025 nucleotides long. The record is from the annotation of a GenBank genome assembly. Lineage: Eukaryota; Viridiplantae; Streptophyta; Magnoliopsida; Malvales; Dipterocarpaceae.